This is a messenger RNA of Doryrhamphus excisus (bluestripe pipefish), 2267 nucleotides long. It is a transcript of the gene bmb, whose product is annotated as brambleberry. The record is from RefSeq and is a predicted model, not a curated record. Lineage: Eukaryota; Metazoa; Chordata; Actinopteri; Syngnathiformes; Syngnathidae.
AUACAAUGCCUCCAUUGGCUAUAUAGUGAAGGUGCUGGUUUAUUGAACUAAACAAUUAACCGGCAUCGCAGUCAGCUGUGUUAUAUCUCUGAUGCUCACUUUCACUUUUUGCACAUCGUCCGGCGAAAUUAAAUAACAGACAUGGACCACGUCAAGUGUAUGCUGCUGCUUUGCAUCCUUGCCAACCGGUGUCCUGCAGCACAGGGGCUCUUUGAGUGGCUAAGGCAAACGCAGCAUCCUCCAGUAGCAUCACCGCUUCCUCCCCCGGAAGAAUUCCCAGUGGUUCUGGCAAAAGAUGCUCAGUUUGAAAUGGCAACGGUUGAUGAGAAGUUUAUGGCUGAGGCCAAACAGAUGGAGCUCAGUCCUUUAGACAGCUGCCAUCAGAGGGUGGUGGCCCGGCUGAAGGCGAGCUGUCAAAGCCUCUCAGAAGAAGAGCUUGCCAAGCUUGGCGUGGUUUUGUUCAACUGUCAAGCACAGAUUGAGGGUCGCAUGACUUACCCGUGCACAGAGGACAUGGCUAUAAAAGACUGUACAGCCAACAUGGAUUCGGACACAUGGAACGCCUAUCACAUCGUGAGCAACAGAGCACGCUCUGUAUGCUACGCCACUCGCCAGCAGCUCUUUCGACGCAGAGCAGAGCACACAGUAAAUACACUCAUUUCAACUGCGGCCAGUCAACUCUCCGCCAUGGAAGACCUGAAGGACGGCCAAUUGGAGCUGCGGCAGAUGACGGCAGCGUCAUUGGACGAGCUCCUGCAGGGCCACGGUGCUCUACAGGCUCAUCAGGUCAAACUGCACGAGGGCCAGGAGCACAUGGAAAGUUCCCUGAGGGACAACCUGCAGCGUUUAGGGCAGGAGAAAGCGCUUAUCGCCUCUGGACAACAACUGGUGGCGCAGCUCAUCCAGGGCAUUACGGAACGAAUGGAAAUUGUGAGCGAGAAUGUGCAGCUCCACGGCUCAAAGGUACAAGACGGUCACAAAGCCAUCGUGCAAGACCUCGCUGAUGUCAGACAUCAAGCUCAGGACAUCUACCAAAAAAUUGAUGACGGCAUGUCAGAGUUCCUCCGCUACCAAGACCAGACAUCCCAGUACUACGCCGAUCUCAUGGGCAAGCUGGAACGCAUGAACAGCAGCCUGGGCUUCAUGCUGCAAUACCUGGAUAACAUGCAAGCUCAUAUGGAGGAAAGGCUUCGCGUCAUCCAGGGUUACCUCACCUGGACAGGUUUGAGCCUCGCCGCCAUGUGGACGUGCGUGGCACACGCCAGCUAUUUCGUACUGGUGGCCGUCCUGCAGUCCUUCCUGCGUUGUCCGGUGUUUUCCCGCGCCGUGCUGUUGCUCACCGUGCCGCUCAACGCCCUGGCGGAGGUCAACCAAGAGCCGGCGCUUGACCUCACCAGCCUCAGCGUGCUGCUCUUCACGCUCUCACUAGGACACUUCUUUGUGAGUAAGUUGUGGGCUUGUUUUCAGAGCAGAGGGAAGAAGAUUCCCGCUUGGCCUCGGGAAUUAGAGGGGCUGCAGAAGUCAGUUUCGUCCUCUAACUCGUAUCCGCGAUGCUCAACGCCGCAGAAAGGCGGACAGAGCAGCAGCAGCAGCGAGCGGGAAAACCUGUUGACUCAAGACACCAUCACAUCAGGUGUGGUGUCUCCCCCUCACAGAAGACCUGUGCCCUGCGGUACCCCUUCCAGACUUGUACCCCAACCAGCGUUCAUUGACGAUAUUCCUCUCAGGAACCCAGGAAGUGUUUUUGAUUUGUUGAACGACUCUCGCGAUUUAGUCAACGAUUCAAGGAGUGCAAGUCCGACUCCCUCGGUUAAUAGCUCCGUGUCAUCACGUCAACUCUGCAACGCAAUCACAAAGACCGGGAAGGCGUGUAAGAAGAGAGCGCAGCUUGGGCAGGAAUACUGCCGAGUCCACGAAGGUGGCAACACCACUUCCUUUUUCUCCUGAAGUGUACGCCUUGCAAGGAGGAAUUUUAUAUUUAACACAGAUUUAAUUUUUUUAUUCAUGUUUUUUUUAAUCCAUGGAAUGUCUUAAUAAAUGCAAAACAAUUUCCAUUCUUUCACUAUGGGGGGCGGGGCGGCCCUAAUUUUGGUAUUGAUCAGAUGCCGAGUAAAUACUUGAAAAUACUUGAAAUUUUGUGAUUUUUUUUUUGAUCAUGAUUAUAAUCAGGCGGCAUGGUGGACGAGUGGUUAGCGCACAGACCUCACAGCUAGGAGACUUGAGUUCAAUUCCACCCUUUGUGUGGAGUUUGGGGGUGAAAAAAAAAU